AUGUCGGCGGCAGAGACCAUGGGCGACCGCGCCGCGAUGAAGCAGUACUGGGAGGAGCACACGAAGGAGUGUUCCGUGCAGGAAAUGAUGCUCGACUCCCAGGCCGCAGAAAUCGACGAAAUGGAGCGACCGGAGAUCCUCGGCCUCCUCGGCGACGUCUCGGGGCGGCGCAUCUUGGAGCUUGGGGCAGGCAUUGGGCGCUUCACGGCGCCACUCGCCACCAAGGCGAAGCACGUCACCGCGGUGGACUUCAUGCCGCACCUGAUCGAGGAGAAUCGCCGGCUGAACGGCGCGGCGCACAAGAACAUCGACUUCCUCGCCGAGGACGCCACCGCGCUCGAACUCCCGCCCAACUCCAUCGACCUCUUCUUCUCCAACUGGCUGCUCAUGUACCUCAGCGACGCCGAAGUACAGUCCCUCAUGACGCGCGCCCUCAAGUGGACGGCCCCGGGCGGCCGGCUCUUUUUCCGGGAAUCGUGUUUCCGCCAGUCGGGGGACAAGAGGCGGGGGUUCAACCCGACAAAGUACCGCGACCCCGCGCAGUACUUCGCGAUGAUGGACGCCGCGAGCCACGACCUCGGCGGGGGGCGCGAGGCCCGCUGGGAGCUCGAGGUGUGCCGCUGCGUCGACACGUACGUGCAGCUGAAGCAAAACCAGCACCAGAUCUGCUGGCGGGCGCGGCGCGUCGAGGUGGAGAUUGGGGAGGAUCCCCCGCGGACGAAGUGGCGCCGCGACCUCGACCACCGGCAAUACACCCCCCGGGGUCUCGCGCGGUACCAGGCGGUGUACGGGGAGGGCUACAUUGGCCCGGGUGGGCAGGAGGUGACCGCGGAGCUGGUCGGGCGGCUCGGGCUGUCCGAGGGACAGAAGGUGCUCGACGUCGGGUGCGGCGUCGGGGGCGCGGCGCUCUACAUGGCGGAGCGGUGCGGCGUGGAAGUGCGCGGCGUGGACUUGUCCGUCAACAUGAUCGUGGCGGCGCUGUCGACGGCUGGCGGCCGCGGCGCGAAGGUGUCGUUCGAAAUCGCGGAUAUCGUGCUGCGGGACCUCCCGGACGGCGCGUUCGACGCGGUGUUCAGUCGGGAGGCCCUGCUGCACAUUCCGGACAAGCUCGAGGUGCUCAAGAAGUGCUACCGGUGCCUGCGGCCCGGCGGCACGCUGCUGCUGACGGACUACUGCGACGGGUCGGCGGGGGUCGCGGGGGGCGACGAGGCGUUCGCGGGCUACGUCAGGGACCGCAAGUACAGCCUGGAGACCCUCCAGGGGUACGAGGGGCUGCUGCGUCAGGAGGGAUUCACGGAGGUGGUGGCCGAGGACUGGACGGCGCGGCUGAUCGGGACGCUGGACGCGGAGCUGCACCGGAUGUCGGCGAACAAGCAGCAGUUUGCGCGACAGUUCUCACUCGAGGAGUACGACGCGAUUGUUGCGUCCUGGAUGUCGAAGCGGCGCAACGCCGAGACGGGCAGCCACCGCUGGGGGCUGUUCAUCGCCCGCAAGCCGGCCGCGUAG
Molecule: messenger RNA, 1506 nt
Organism: Pedinophyceae sp. YPF-701
Lineage: Eukaryota; Viridiplantae; Chlorophyta; Pedinophyceae
Source: the annotation of a GenBank genome assembly